This is a messenger RNA of Daphnia carinata, 1575 nucleotides long. RefSeq lists its product as uncharacterized. NCBI's taxonomy places the organism in Eukaryota, Metazoa, Arthropoda, Branchiopoda, Diplostraca, Daphniidae. The record is from RefSeq and is a predicted model, not a curated record. The transcript is spliced from 5 exons. The coding region runs from base 174 to 953 and encodes 259 amino acids.
UAGACUUUGAGAAGAUAAUGGUCAGAGAAAAUGUUUCCGGAGUCACUAGUCCAAGUUAGUCGAGGGUCACAGGAAGAUCGUUCCAUCAGAGACUCCGAACCGCUCAGCUAUCUCAGUUUACUUCGCCCGUCUUUGUUUUUGAAGCCGGAAACCCAAAAGUAAAAGAUUAGACAAUGUCGGAAAAACCUACCGUAAGAGUUGGCUCCAACUGGAAACGACCCCCGACGAAGGUCUAUGACUACAACUAUGACGUCGGUCAACAAUACUACCAACCAAUGAUCAGACAUUUGGACAAAAAGAGCGCGGGCGUAUCAUCUGACAUGCCUGGACCUAAAACGUUUGCGGAAAGAUUAGUAGAAGACCCUCUUUAUGGCAGAUCCAAGCCAGUCAAUUACAGGGCUUCCGACUAUUCCCCAUCCGUCCCUCGUCGUGGAGGAGAUGAUGGCUCGUCCGCCAGGAAACCAUCGGGAGAUCCGUUUAAAGACUAUUCUGGCGAUGAUGGUGAAGACGAUUUUCUAGGACGCCAUCGUUCACGUCUGAAUUUGCCUUCGGUGUCUGAUCAAAUACUGGAAAGUGCGGGUAUGAAAACGAGGGAUAGCUUCUUUGAUGAUGCCUUGGCAGAGAUUAAAAGCAAACGUCGACCAAUCGCCACCGACGUUGACGAUCUCACCAAAGAUUCAUUCUUUUCAAAAGAUAUGGCUGAGCGCAGUUCAAGCAUUCAAGAUUCGCUCACCAAACGCCGCAAUAUGCUGCGAGAUUUAGACGAAGAGCUUGAGAAAAUCGACAGCGGGCUUGAGAAGUACGCUUCAAAUCGUGCCAGAGGUUCAGCUCUAGAAGAUUUGGCAUUGACCUCUUCAAUGAAUUCGCAACUUUCGUCUUCCUCUUCAUCGUCAGUAAAUGUCAAGAAACGUAGUGUAAGAACCACCAUGACUACAGAAACAAGCAGCUAUUAGAAACGAUUAAUAUAAUGUGAAGGAAGAACAAAAAACCAACUGAGUGGAUGAUAUCAGCGACGAAAGACUUGGUUUUUUCCCUUCAUAGAAAGACCUUUUGUAAGACGUUUAUGGGCGUGAAAUGGCAUGAAGAGCACGUAUCCUUUCAAAGGAAAGCGCAUCACAUUUGCUACGUCACCAAUGAAUUCGCAGUAUUUACCGUACCCUGACGCUAUGUUUAUAUCCACCCGAUGUAGCUACGUAGAACCUAAAAUUGGCAGUUACCAUAAACAGACUCCACCAAACAAGUCAAAGUUGCAGAUAUACUUGCGAAUAGAAAAAUUGUUGCAGCACUCCGCACAGAUCAUAUCGUGUAAUGUAAGUAUCGUAGAAACACGCGGUUUUCUUGGAUGUCUGUAGUCUGCUACUCUAUUAAGAAUGUGAUGGUUAGGUGUGGCAGACCAUGCUUGAAUCGGCUAGAGUCGAAGGGGAGCAAUCUUCUACCAAACUAAAAUAAAGAAUGGUUUUUUAUGAUGCUCUGUUUCUCUCUUGUUCAGUUAACUUUCUAUACCCAUAACACCCAUGUGUCCUCCAUUUGUAAAAGCUUUAUGUGUUUUGAAAUAUACAGCCCAAUCAGGAAUCU